AUGUCCAGCCAACCAAAUCACCCCGCACUGCUCAUUCCAGGCCCCAUUGAGUUCGAUGAUGCCGUUCUACAAUCCAUGAGUCACUAUAGUGAAUCGCAUGUUGGAGCACCAUUUGUUGCCACGUUCGGCGAAACCCUUUCCAUGCUUCGAAAGCUCUUCCAAACCACCGAUCCAUCAUCUCAGCCAUUCGUAAUUUCUGGUUCAGGCACUCUUGGAUGGGACUUAGUGGCCGCAAAUUUGGCAGAGCCGGGCGACGAUGUUUUGGUGCUUCACACUGGAUAUUUCGCAGAUUCGUUCUCGGACUGCUUUGAGACCUAUGGUGUGAAGGCCACACAACUGAAGGCAGCCAUUGGAUCAAGACCCCAGCUUCCAGAGAUCGAGAAGGCGUUGAAGGAAAAGAAAUACAAGCUCUUGACAGUUACCCACGUUGACACGUCGACUGGAGUUCUGAGCGAGCUGAAAGCUCUGUCUGAAUUGGUGCACCGGGUUUCUCCAGACACAUUGGUCAUUGUAGAUGGGGUCUGCAGUGUUGGGUGCGAGGAGAUUGAGUUCGACAAAUGGCAACUUGAUGGUGUCAUUACGGCAUCCCAGAAAGCAAUUGGGUGUCCAGCAGGCCUCUCAAUUUCCAUGUACAGUGGCCGAGCUAUCAAGGCAUUUCAGAGCAGAAAGACACCACCUGGGUCUUACUUCGCAUCGUUCAAAAACUGGAUGCCAAUCAUGCAGAAUUACGAAGCCAAGAAACCUUCAUAUUUUGCAACCCCAUCGCCCCAAUUAGUCCACGCCCUCCAUACCUCUUUGACUCAGAUUCUUUCCAAGCCACUUUCAGAGCGCUUUGCUGCUCACCGUGCGGCAUCCCAGAAGGUGAAGAAGGCUGUCACUGAGCUUGGCUUGAAGCAGCUGGCGUCAGACCCGGCGGACCAAGCAAAUGGGAUGACUGCCAUUUAUCUUCCAGAAAACGUUAAGGCUCCGGAACUUCUCCCUAACCUCUUAAAGAAGGGUGUUAUUUUCGCUGGCGGUCUCCACAAGGAGAUCGCGACCAAGUACAUUCGUGUUGGACACAUGGGCGUAAGCGUUACUGACCCCAAGCGUGAUGACAUUGAUCGUGCUAUCACGGCUCUUCAAGGUGGAUUGUCAGAUGCAGGCUACCAAAAGGCGUAG
Cadophora gregata is the source of this 1158-nucleotide messenger RNA. RefSeq lists its product as uncharacterized. Gene Ontology annotation, molecular function: L-alanine:glyoxylate transaminase activity; L-serine:pyruvate transaminase activity. The coding region runs from base 1 to 1158 and encodes 385 amino acids. The record is from RefSeq and is a predicted model, not a curated record. The transcript has 4 exons. Gene Ontology annotation, cellular component: peroxisome. NCBI's taxonomy places the organism in Eukaryota, Fungi, Ascomycota, Leotiomycetes, Helotiales, Ploettnerulaceae.